This is a messenger RNA of Caenorhabditis sp. 36 PRJEB53466, 4804 nucleotides long. The record is from the annotation of a GenBank genome assembly. NCBI's taxonomy places the organism in Eukaryota, Metazoa, Nematoda, Chromadorea, Rhabditida, Rhabditidae.
AUGGCCCAGCAUGUCAAGACCACCCUGAGUUGUAAUUAAACUAUGUUUGCGUUAUUGUUGUUUACCUGUUUUCAGCGGAAGGAAUCGUCCGAAUUGGACAUCUCCAUCCGGUGAACCCGAUAAUUGCACACGAACCCGAUGUGUUGAAGAUGUGCGCGGAUGAUUUGAAAAAUAGAAAUAUUCUACCUCAAAACUAUAGUCUAAAGUGAGAUCAUCUGACGGAUAUUUUAGCUGAAAUCACAUCAUUUGUAGCAUUUUUACAAUGGAAAGUUGCAACAAAUUCUCAGGUGUGGAACAUGCCGCUUUCCUCCAUUAUAUCAAAAAUGCUUCUGUUUAUUUCGGACCAGGGUGUAAUAAUGGUACGCUCUGAAUUGUAGUAGUUGUCGAUAUUAAGUAAGAUUACAGAAAUGUUAGUGAUUGGCCGGUUGGCUCCCCGUUGGAAUGUUCCUAUUAUUGCGCAUAUGUCUGGAGAUGAUGUUCUUUCUGAUCGCACACAAUUUCCGACUUUGGGAUCUGUGGCGCUGACGUCAGCCAGUGAAAUGGCGAAGGCAACUGUUACCUAUCUGAAUUUGAACAACUGGGACCAGGUGAGCACUUUCUGUUGUUACUGUAUAUUGUUUGGCUAUCUUUUAAAUCAUUUGCAAUCGAAUCAAAGUUAGGUUUCUAUUUUCUGUUUUUUGAUCAAAAAUUAACUCGAUUAACUUGUACACCUAUCCGUUUUUGUUCAAAUACUUUGUAAUCGUGACUCAUUCACCGGAUGUUGUGAUCACAUAAGCAAGUGUAUAACAAGUCGACGUCGGCAGCAGGUCGCAGAGCAAUCGGCUGUGCUCUAAAAUGGAUUGAAGGAUUAAGAGCUAAUCUGUUAUUAGUCGACUUGUUUUCCGAUAAAUCCUUCUUACUGGAUAUCGGAUGUAGUCAUGGCAGACACAUCACAGAUGACGAUUGCAGAUUGGUAUUGUCCGGCCGAGCACUGGAUUUGAUCGACUUUCUGUUUAUUCAUUGCAACAUCAGAUCAAGAAGAGAGACAUCAAUCUUAAUGUUAUUGUCGAUAUCGAGCCAUUUAGUUCUCCGGAGGAGAUCAUCGCUUCCGGAAAGCUCACGACACUACGGAGCUAUGCGAGAAGUACGUUUAUGUUCCACCCAGACGCUCAUUGAAACUCUCCCUUAUACCUUCAGUUGUUGUUGUGGAGCUUGGUAUGGACAUCCACUCGGUCACAAAUUUCAUGUUGGCUGUGCAUAGAGCAGAGAUAAAAAACGAGGAGUUUGUGUUCAUAAUCCCUUGGCUGGCCCAUGUAAGCUAUGUAUAUGCCGCAACAAAUACCACAGAUUAGCUUCAGCAAAACGACCACUAUCCCUGGGAAGCGGCAAACGUCGAUAAGCAAGAAGUGAAGUUGGCUUUCGAAAACACGAUUAUCAUCACUGCUCACGGCUACGACAAGAAGUUCUUUGACGAGUUCCAACAGAAAUUCAGCUCUGUCACUGGAGUCUUAGCCAAUCAUGUGAGUCAGUUGUUGUUUGCCUCUAUUGAUUUUUCGUUUAGUAUGCCACUCUGUCGUACAUGUCUCUUUAUGAUGCUCUGUUCUUAUAUGGAUUGGCCCUACGUGAUGCCUUUGAAGAUGGCGGAGGCUAUAACGUGCACAUGAAUGGAUCGCUUAUAUGGUCCCGAAUGACAAAUCGGCAGUUUAUCGGUUACUUAAUCCCAUCAUCGAAUAUUUCAAUCUUAAUGCAUUUCAGGAGCUACCGGGCAGGUUCUUAUGAACAACAAAGCUAUCCGUGUACCUUCGUAUGCCACGUACUAUGCAACAAAUGGAACUUUGAAGGUAAGUGCUCAAUUGUCCAAUCUGAAUCUGAAUCUGAAUCAUUCAGAUUGUUGUGGAAUUAGAAGCCAAAAAUAAUGAUCGUGGGCAGUGUGAGAAGAACGAGGACAUGUGCUCCGAACAUGUAAAUGGCCAUUUCAGUCUAUUUCUUCACACUGAAGCCUUACAGGUCGCCCAUGAAACAGUACAAUACUAUUGGAACUCGGACAGUGGGAGACUACCAGGAACAGUACCAAAGUGUGGUUUCACUGGAGCGGAUUGUGAUUACAGACCGUAUUUCAUUGGGUUCAGUCUCAUAGCGUUCAUCCUCACCGUAGGACCACUUUCGUAUUUCAUCUACUUGAAACAGUUAGAAUCAUCGAGUGUUCUGAAUUAUAAUUUAUGAUUUCAGAAAAGAGCGUUUGUUAUAUGAUAUGACGUGGAGGAUACCUAGAGAAUCCAUAAAACUUCUGGAAGGAAAGUCGAGAUCAGAGCAUUCUUUGGCUAGCAAGUCUCAGAGUUCCGGUUCUUUCUCGGGAAGCAUGAACUCAAAGCAGAACGGUUUGAUAGCAGCUAAACAAGCAGUUUCAAAUGGCGUCAAACUUGCUAUUAAGGUACUUUUUGUUCAUUCACUGCUCGUCGUCAUAUGUUUUAUUUUCAGCGUUACCAACAAGUUCGUAACAUUACGUUCCCAAAAUCCGAGCUUAGACAGUUGAAAGAACUGAAAAUUCUGGAGAACGAUAAUUUGAACAAGUUCUACGGAAUUUCGUUCAACCAGCAGAACGAAUUUAUUGUUAUGUGGGUCCUCUGCUCUCGUGGCAGCUUGGAAGACAUUCUAUUCAACGACGAGUUGAAACUCGGAAGAAAUUUCCAAGUCUCGUUUGCGAAGGAUGUUGUUAAGGUGUCGUUGUGCCUUUGUUUUGCCCCUAACAUCCAUACAUUCAGGGCCUCAAUUUUUUGCACGCUUCUCCGCUUUUCCACCAUGGAAUGCUUUGUCUUCAAAACUGUCUUGUCGACUCGAACUGGACCGUCAAACUGACUAACUUUGCCACUGAACAGAUCAUUUUCGAAAAGCUCGAUCACAAUGAACUUCGUCCGUUUAUCAAUGCUGAUAGUGAUUCUGCCGAUGAAGUGUCCGAUCCAACUAAAGAUUUUGCCAGAAAGAGUUUGUUGAUGCUAAAAACACAUGUCCAGACACCAAAUUUCUUCAGAGUACGUACAACAAGCCCCUGAAAUAAUCCGUGAAAUUGUGACUACAAAAGUUAUUCCGCAAGGAAACCAAUCCGCGGAUAUCUAUGCUCUCGGAAUGGUGUUGUAUCAAAUUCUUUUCCGUGUGGAGCCAUUCCAUGAGCGGAACAAGAGUAUUAACAGUAUGAUUCGAUGAAAUCAUGUUUAGUAUUAAGAUAAUCCAUUUCAGAGCUGAUGGAAAUGCUGGCAAUGGCUAAUGACGACGACCAACUAAUCCGCCCGACAUUCCCGUCUUCAAAUACUGGAGAAGGUUAUAAUCUGCAGGUGAAACAAAGUCACUCAGCACUGAAAUCUCGAAAGUUUUCAGCUUUUAUCAUGUAUCGAAGCAUGCUGGCUCGAAAUUCCGGAGAUGAGACCGCCAAUCAAAAAAGUACGCACCAUGGUCAAUGCGAAUUUGAAAUCAACGUAAGAAACUGUAUCAAAACAACUUUUUCAAACACCACGUUCAGCGGAAAAGGCUCAUUGGUCGAUCAAAUGAUGAAAAUGAUGGAAGAAUACACAGCCAAUCUGGAAAAUAUGGUUCGAGACCGUACUGCACUACUGGAAGAGGCUCAGAAACAAGCGGAUCGACUGCUGAACAGUAUGCUCCCAAAGUAUGUUCAUUUUUCCAUUUUUUCUCACUUGCACUCCUACUUCUAUUGACUGAUACUCCGCAUGAUGGGCACUGAAUGCGUAUCUCCGCUUACAGAAGCAUAGAUUUUCACAAACAAUUCACAGAUGUCUGUGCAAAUCUGUCGCAUCUGUAAGCGGCGAUACUGCAACCGUUGAGCACUGCUGCACUCCGUCGUUUCGUUUCCAGAAAACUGUUUUGUCUUCGUGAAACACUUGAACAUACUUUCAGGUCAAUCGCCGAGGAUCUCAAAGUGGGAAAGCCAGUUCUGCCGCAACUCUACAGCUGCGCCACUGUUUUAUUCUCGGACAUUCGCGGUUUCACUCGCAUUUCUUCUACUUCUACACCGCUCCAAGUAACUAAAUUUCGUGCAAAACCAUUUUAAUCCAAAUUCUUCAGGUUGUUACAUUCCUAAACGACAUGUUCAGUGGAUUUGAUGCGAUUAUUGCAAAACACGACGCGUACAAGGUGGAAACUAUUGGAGAUGCGUACAUGAUUGUGUCUGGAGUGCCGACUGAGAACGGAAACAGCCAUGCUCAGAACAUUGCUGACGUUGCUUUGAAAAUGCGAGCAGUAAGACUUUCAGUAUAGGUUCUUUUAAUUAUUUUUGUUUCCAUUUCCAGUUCAUCUGCAACUUCAAACUUGCUCAUCGCCCGGAAGAACUCAUGAUGGUCCGCAUUGGAUUCCAUAGUGGUCCAGUAGCGGCGGGAGUUGUCGGACUGGCAGCUCCCAGAUAUUGUCUGUUCGGUGACACGGUGAACACGGCAUCGCGAAUGGAAAGCACUGGAGUGGCUAAUAAGAUUCAGGUUCCUUCCAAACCCCAUCCUCUAUUUCUCACUUUGUGUUCUGGUUCAGAUUUCGGAAGGCGCAUACAAUCUCCUUCAUUGCUUCUUCCCUCAAUUCCAAAUGGUUGAAAGAGGAAAGAUUGAAGUGAAGGUUCGUAGCGAAGAUUUAUGCUUUGAUGAUUUUCAGUUUUCAGGGAAAAGGAGAGUGUUUGACUUAUUAUUUGGAGGGAAAAACUGGCAAAUAAAUUCCGAGGAUAUUUCUAUCUUUCGCUCAUCCGACAUGAGCCAACUUCAAAUCAAUCACGUGAGCGGAAGAUUGAGGGGGAGUCCACUUAUUCUAUUUUUGCAGAUUUUUCUGCAACUAG